Eleginops maclovinus (Patagonian blennie) is the source of this 1010-nucleotide messenger RNA. It is a transcript of the gene cebpa, whose product is annotated as CCAAT enhancer binding protein alpha. Gene Ontology annotation, biological process: regulation of transcription by RNA polymerase II; DNA-templated transcription. The record is from RefSeq and is a predicted model, not a curated record. NCBI's taxonomy places the organism in Eukaryota, Metazoa, Chordata, Actinopteri, Perciformes, Eleginopidae. Gene Ontology annotation, molecular function: RNA polymerase II cis-regulatory region sequence-specific DNA binding; DNA-binding transcription factor activity, RNA polymerase II-specific.
CAGGAUCAGAUCAAGAGACUCUGCAGCAGACACAAACCUGCUGAGUCUGCAGAGCCAGACCCUCUGAGGACCAGAACCCAGACCCUCCAAACAGAGGACCAGAAUCGAGCCUCUCCAAACAGAGGACUACAACCGAGUCUCCAAACUGAGGACUAGAACCGAGCCUCUCCAACCUGGAUUCUCCCCACAGCUCGCCAUGCAUGCCGGGCUUUAGGGUCUCCAUGGAGCUGUCCCACCUGUACGAGGCCCCGCGGCCCCUAAUGAGCAGCCUUCCCCCCCACACACAGCAGCCCUACAGAGACCCGGAUGUUGGGGGGGGGGAGAUCGGAGACAGCGAGACCUCCAUCGACCUGAGCGCGUACAUCGACCCCUCCGCCUUCAACGACGACUUCCUGGCGGACCUGUUCCACCAGCAGGGUGGGGGGGGCCGGGGGUACAUGGAGCCCAAACCUGAUCCUCUGUACGAGCCGCGCCUGCGCCCCCCCCCUGCCAUCAAGCAGGAGCCGCGGGACGACGAGGCCCCCGGGUUUCCCCCCAGCUACCACCAGUACUCCCAGCUGCCCCCCCCGCAACAGCAGCACCACCUGCAGUACCAGAUCGCCCACUGCGCGCAAACCACCAUGCACCUGCAGCACCCGACGCCCCCCCCGACCCCGGUGCCCAGCCCGCACCACCCCCCCCACCACCACCACCACCACAUGAAGCUGAUGGAAGAGGGGGGGGGGCACAAGUCCAAGAAGCACGUGGAUAAAAGCAGUCCCGAGUACCGGCUGCGGCGCGAGCGCAACAACGUGGCGGUGCGGAAGAGCCGCGAUAAGGCGAAGAUCCGGAACAUCGAGACCCAGACCCGGGUCCUUGAGCUCAGCACCGACAACGACCGGCUGCGUAGGCGCGUUGAGCACCUGAGCCGCGAGCUGGACACUCUGAGGGGGAUCUUCAGACAGCUGCCCGACGGGGGAGGGGGCUUCAAGCCGCUGGGCAGCAGCUGAGAGACUGGAGGGGGGGGGGGG